UCUCAAGUAUUGAUAUAACCCUAGCUCCAUUUGCCUCUCACUCGCUUUCUUCUUUUUCUAUUCAUCUCAUUUUCUUCUCUCUAUCUAUCUCCAAACCCUAAUCCCAAUUUUCCAUUUUCACUCAAAUUUCUCUUCAUCAAUCUCUCUCUCUCUAAUCCUUUAAUACCAGAUCUCAAAAUCUUCCUUUUCUUUCUCUCAAUCAAAUCAAAUCACACAAAAGCUUCAAUUUUUCUAUAACCGCUUCACCUUUUUGAAUAUAUAAAACUCGAUUCAGUCACAAAUUUUGAUUUGAAUCGACACCAACACAAGCGGCGCGGCGGUGAGUUUUUGACAAUGGUCGGUGGUGGAAGCAGAAGGGACGAUGGUUCGUUGGUAAUUAACAACACCAACGUGUUUGCGGCGCUUGAUACUUUGAAGAAGAAGAAGAAAUCGGAUAAGGAGAGGAAGAAUAAGGGUUCCAAAUCGGGGAAAUUGGAAUCUGAAUCGCAUUCGAAGGUGUUCUGGGCUCCGGCCCCAUUGAAUGCAUCUUCGUGGGCUGAUGUGGAUGAUGAUGAUGAUUAUUAUGCCACCACUGCACCGCCUCAAUCUAUUUGGCCUGUUUCUGACCCACAACAUAGUGAGGAAAAGACAGAAAAUUUGGAGGAUACUGAGAGCGAGGAAGAUAUUUUUGAUUAUGGGGAUGAGGAGGAGGAAGAGCAAGAUCACGAACCAGAACCAGAGGAUGCUGUGAAACCUGAACCUGAGCUCAAGAAGCAAGCUGAAGUUCCUGUGGUACCAAAGGAAGCAGAACGACAGCUCUCCAAAAAGGAAAGGAAGAAAAAGGAACUUGAAGAGCUUGAGGCUCUUUUAGCUGAUUUUGGAGUCGCACCAAAAGAAAGUAAUGAUGGUCAAGGUCAAGAUGAGUCGCAAGGGGCACCUGAGGACAAAAAAGAUGUUGAAGGGGAUGUAAAUGGAGAAAAGAAGGAAAUAGCUGCGGAGUCAAAGACUGCCAAGAAGAAGAAAAAGAAGGAAAAAGCUUCCAAGGAGGUGAAAGAAUCCAACGGUCAGCACAGCAAUUCAGAAACAAACACUGGGCCUGAUACGGCCGAAAAUGCCGAGGAGGAUCCAUCUGUUGUUGAUGUGAAAGAGCGUCUUAAGAAACUUGCUUCCAUCAAGAAGAAGAAAUCCAAUAAAGAAGUGGAUGGUGCUGCUAGAGCUGCUGCUCAAGAAGCUGCUGCAAGGAACGCGAGGCUUGCUGCAGCAAAGAAAAAAGAGAAGAACCAUUAUAACCAACAACCUGUGCGGUAAAAGAACCUUGCUCCUAAACAUCUUAUCUAUACAGGAAUUUGUAUUUCUUGUCUAUAUGAUGAUGAUGCCGAAUAAAUAGUUGAGCUUUAGGCUCUCGUGACCCUACCGUACUCCAGUAGACUUGAUAUACUGUUUAUGCUUUUUUGGGUUAGUGUUGUUUAAUUGUUAUAGACUAUUAUAUUUUGAGCACAGGAUUUUAUCUUUAAAAAUUAUAUGAACGAACUCUGUUUUAAAAAUUAUAUGGGACUAUGUUGUUGUGCA
Molecule: messenger RNA, 1548 nt
Organism: Vicia villosa (hairy vetch)
Lineage: Eukaryota; Viridiplantae; Streptophyta; Magnoliopsida; Fabales; Fabaceae
Exons: 3
Coding region: 334-1287 (317 amino acids)
Source: RefSeq, a predicted model, not a curated record